Messenger RNA from Onthophagus taurus, 4469 nucleotides. RefSeq names its product ankycorbin. The record is from RefSeq and is a predicted model, not a curated record. NCBI's taxonomy places the organism in Eukaryota, Metazoa, Arthropoda, Insecta, Coleoptera, Scarabaeidae.
CGCGUGGUCGCUUCCAAUAAAAUAGCGUCGCGGUAUCGUCGCGUGUUAAUUAAGAUUUCAUUAGCUCUUUUUUUGACCCAUAUUUUUUGUAAUCAUGUAACUAACAAGAUGUAACAUAUAUAGAGACAAACGUAAGUUGAAAAUUGAUAAAGUUGGUAAAUGGAGUAGGAAAGCAGGUUUGCGGAAAUGGGUUAAUAUUUUGGAAAGGAAAUAUGCGAAUAAAACAUGUUUGAAUUAAGAAAUGACAUCUUCCGGAAGUCAUGGCGUCCCAUCCAGGCGACAAAAACGCAUGGGCCCUGCUCCUUUUGCAUCCUUCGAGGAUCUCUCAGACGAGGUGAGAGUACAAGUGGACAGUCCAGAAGAGAAAAUCGAUGCCGGUUCAGUUGUAAGACUUCCGGGUAUCCGCGAGGAUGUAACACCGAGUACUCCAGCUUCAUUAGGAGACAGGGCGGCGUCUCCACAAUUCAUUUAUACGGGUAUAAGUCUGAUUGGGGCGAGUGGCGCGAUGGCAACACCCCAACCGACAACCAAGUCGAGUUUAACUCCAAGCACGCCUAGAAUAGACAUAUCUAGAGCGAGUAGUAGUUCUCAACAUGAAGAUAGCAGAGAUAGUACUCCGGAGAGGGAAUUGUUUGAAGGUCACGAUCCGGCUAGAGCUAAAUUGGGAUUAGGUUUUCGUGAAGAAGGUGCUUUAGAUCUUAGAUCCUCAACUGAAGAAUUAGAUUUUCAAGAUGGAAAGCAAAAAGUCGUUGGAAAAGUCGAAGAAACGGCGAAUCAACAAAGGAAAGAUUCGCAAAGCUCCGAAAUAUGUAUGUUAUCGAUAUCUGGCCGUACUUCGAGGUUGUCGAGUAUCGGAAGUCAAGGUUCGACUCAUAGUAGAGUUUCGAACGCGAGUCACCUUUCGGUUAUUUCCGGUCAAUCAGGAUUAUCUCGAUCGCCUUCUCCGCAUAAAAUGUUGUUGGAAACUUCGUUUUGCGGAACGAAACCAAAUGAAAAUGAACAGAAAGCCGAUCAGAAACAAGGGACCAAACAAGAACCUGACGAUCUUGAGAAGGUUAUUUUAUCACGAAAACAUGAUCCAACUAAAGCUAUUUUAGCUGAAGGAAUAAGCGUUUCACCUAAAAUUAAAAUUCCUGACAAACCAAUUCGCAAAGAAAAACCUUCUAUUACUAUAACUAUAGAUAAACCGCAACCUUCCCCUACAAACAACGUAGAUAAACCGAAAUUACCGAAAACUAUAUUAUCAGCUAGCGGUAUUGAGUAUACUUACAUUCCAUUAAAAGGCCCCCUUCCAGAAGAUCCGCCGGAAGUUCAACAACAAAAAUUGCGCGAAAUUAAAUCAGCACCCACAAGCAAAAGAAAAUCAUCUCAAACUAAGACGAAAUCACCCCAAGAAAGACCAUCAACUAGUUACGAAACAUCCGGGGAUAAAACCCAUCCGAAAUACAUAAGAAUUAAAUUAAAACCAGAUCAUUUAUACGACGACAACGAUCCUUCGUUUCAAAAACCGGACACUUUGGAAUUAAGCGAUACAAACACACCUACUUUAAGCGAAAAAACGAUUAGAUCCGAACCUGGACGAAGUAUUUCUAGUACACCGAGUGCUUCCCCGAAAUUUUCGCGUCACAUUCUUAAAGAACCAUUUGGCAGUAGUAAAAGUCCAUCGCCGUCUUUAUCCCGUAAAAGUUCUUUCGCUUCCUUAUUCAGAAGCAAAGAAGCGAUAAUCAGUCCUGAAUCUCCAACAAUUCCGACGAGGAGAAAAAGCACUUUAUCGGGUAUAAUUAAAGAUGCCGGCGAGAAUUUGCGCGAACGUCGAAGAAGUAGAUCGAAAAGUAGAGAAAGAGAUAAAAAUAGUUUAUCUUUAGCACCCUCAUCUACCGAAAGUAUCGAUAGUAAAGGAAAAAGGAAUGUUUUUUCGCUAUUCAAAGGAAGUGGGAAGAAACCGGUGGAAAAGGCGAGAGAAACGGAUGAUAUUGGAAUUGGUUCUUUGUCGAACGUUGAAUUCAAAUUUAGACCUGAAAGGUGCGAAAUGCCCGGGAAAUACCACGAAACUCCUUUAGAAGGGGACAGUAUACGAAUUCCUCUGCAUUCUCCGACUUAUUACGAACAAAAGGCUUUUCUACAAGAUUUAAGAAGUUCGAGUCAAGGUUCCCAAGAAACCGUCAUUGAAAACAUAAUUAAUAAAGACGAAACUAUACAAAAAAAUGGGGGUGUUCAAGAAUCGACGAAAAAAAUCGAAGAUUUACGCCAAAAUAGUACUAGUAGUGAAAAUGUUGUUUUCUCAACAAGACUUGGAAGCACCAACGAACUUUUCACAACUAAAUUACCUAAACAAAAAAUUGAAGAGGUCGCUAUAGAAACUUAUUCAGUAGAAAAAUCGAUUAUUGAACAAAGCGUCAAUAUUGAAAGUCAAAUUGUUCAAAGUAAAAGUGUUCAUAGUAUGGCUGAAGUUGAAAUAAAACAAAGUAUUAUGAAAACACCUGAAAUUAAUCAAGAAAAUAUUCAAAUAAAAAAAGAUAAAGAGAACGAUAAAGAUGUGUUAAAAGAGAAAGAAAAAGGUGUAAAAAAACGACCAUCAAAACUCCUAAACGAUGAAGACGAGCAUUAUUCAUCCGAAUCAGAACGUGAUUCAGAGAUUGAUUUUGGAAAAAAAGAUAAACAAGAAGAUGAUAAAGUUGGAACACUUCCAGUUGAAAUUGAACGAAAAGGUUUAGUGAUGCUUCAAGAUUCUUUCGAAGACGAACUGCCUUACAUACCAACGACUUUACCACAAGAAAGAUCUGUAGCCGUUCCUAUAGUUCCAAUUAAACAAAGAGGAACAUUCGAAAUGAAAGUGUGUCCUAUCGAAAGACCACGAUCAACAACUCCAAUUAACCCAAGUUGCUUAGAAGAUUAUUGUGAAGAAAUCGCCGAAAAUGUUACAAAAACAAUCGAAAAAUUAAAAAUUUCUUUACCACGUGAAGAUUCCAUUAAAUCGCCGCGCAGACCGAGCAAUACAAAUUGGGCUGAAUUCGCCGAAAAAAAAAUUACCCAAAGAAGAUCUUCAACGACGUCUCAAGAACCGCCGGAAAGUGUACCGCCUCCUUUACCCCCGAAAGGUAUUCAAAAGGAGUGGAUUAAUUUUGAAGAGAUACCUGAGAAGCGAAAACCGCCGAAACGAAUACAAACGAUUCCAUCUCGGGGGAACAUCGAAGUGCCGGAAUCAGUGCUUCACGACAACGUUGUUUAUAGUUACGUGAACCCGGAGGAUUGUAAAUGUGAGUGUCACGAGAUUAACAACGCCCGGGCUAGAAGCAAGGAAAAUCAAAAACAACGAGAUGUUCCCGAACCGAUUGUUGUUCAAGAGGACGAACUUCCGCUUUUACAGGACGAACAGAUUGAAGAGGAAAAACCGUUAGUUCACGGAAAUGUUGAAAGGAUUAAAUUGGAUGUUACAAUUUUGGAUAGGAGGAGUGUUAUAAGUGAUUCUUCCAUUGAUCUAAGCGCAAGUGUUGAGCAUCCUGUUGAAGCGAAUGGUGUGGAUUGUUUAAGGAUGCCAUUUACAAGUGAUUUGGGUGUUUCCAAUAGCAAUAGAUCCAGUAUAGUUUCUCAAGAAGAAACUCAAUCUCCCGAAGGAUCACCAAAUGCCUUUCCAAAAACCUCCUAACGUCGUAAACCGAAACGUGUUUUAGAACAAUCACUCUAUGUGGAAUUAAACGGAUUUUUUCCUCUAAGUAAUAAAGGUAAUUUUUAAAAAGAAACCUCAUCUUCUAAGCGAUUAAAUAAAUAAUUAAAUUGUUUCAAACAAACUAAAGCCCUGAUCCUCCCCCUCAAAAAAAAAGAUUUAAAAAAAGCCUUUUUAUGUACGUAUAUGUGUAGGCCUAUUUCAUGUCCAUUUCUCAAAAUGAAAAGUCACCAUCCAAAGAAAAAAUUAAAAUAAACUGAAAAAAAAAAUGAAAACUUUAAAAAAGUCGAAAAAAAAGUUGUUAUCUAUUUAUUAUUCAAAUUUAGAGACUUGUUAUCCGAAAACUCGCGUGCGCUCGCCAAUUCAGCUUACAGAAUUCGAGAUCAGAUGAAAAAUAGCAAAAAAACUAAUAACGAUUAAGAAUUCUUUGUUGUUAAACUAAAACCAAAUCGCGUUUUUUAAACCAACUCAUCAUUUGUAUUUGUAUAUUGCAAAUAUUUUUUGUACGUUUUUGACGAGUUACAUUGUAUAUUAAUAUUAAUUCGGUGUGUAUUAUAUAUUGUUAAGGUUUGUUGAUUGAUUGGAUUGAGUUGGAUUCGGUUGGCGUUUUUCACAAAAAAAUAAAUCAAUAAAUACAAAACUGGAAUACUAAUAAAGGCGAAGAAAUAAUAAUAAUAAUAACACGAAAAAAACUGCAUGUUUCUUUAAAUCGAUAAGGAGAUGUUAAAUAGUUGAGAUCACGAAAUUCUAUUGUACAGUGACAUUAACAAUAAAUAAAAAUGGAAAAAAUCGGUAAUGAAAUUUA